AUGUCUGAGCUUACAAUGAAAUGGUUAGUAAUAAGUAGCUGCAUUUUAGCAGCGAUUCUAUCAACGAAUGCUGAUGUGAGUCACAUUAUCGGAAAAGGAUAUGACUAUCCCGUUCCCGCUACUCGUUUGGAUAUUCCAAAGCCCGCUCCAAAAGCACCUGUCCCAACUUAUAUUCCUCCUGUACAGACGACAACAACAACAAAGAAGCCCGUUCCUCCUCCUCCUCCCCCGCCAAAGGUUAAAGAAGUAAAAGAAGGUUAUGAUUAUCCAGUCCCAGAGGUUCGCUUGAAUAUUCCAAAACCAACGCCAAAAGCUCCUGUUCCAACUUACAUUCCCCCUGUAACGACAAAAGCUACGACGACAACAAAGAAGCCUACUCCUGUACCAAGAUCUAAUCCUCCUCCUCCGCCGCCAAAGGUUAAAGAAGAAAAGGAAGGUUAUGAUUAUCCUGUCCCUGCUGUUCGUUUGGAUAUUCCAACGCCAAAAGCUCCUGUUCCAACUUACAUUCCCCCUGUAACGACAAAAGCUACGACGACAACAAAGAAGCCUACUCCUGUACCAAGAUCUAAUCCUCCUCCUCCGCCGCCAAAGGUUAAAGAAGAAAAAGAAGGUUAUGACUAUCCCGUUCCCGCUACUCGUUUGGAUAUUCCAAAACCGACUCCAAAAGCUCCUGUUCCAACUUACAUUCCUCCUGUAACUACAAAAGCUACAACAACUACAAAGAAGCCUGUCCCUGUAACAAGAGCUAAUGUUCCUCCUCCGCCAAAGGUUAAAGAAGACAAGAAGGAAGGUUAUGAUUAUCCAGUCCCAGCUGUUCGUUUAGAUGUUCCAAAACCAACUCCAAAAGCCCCUGUCCCUACUUACAUUCCUCCUGUAACUACAAAAGCUACAACAACUACAAAGAAGCCUGUCCCUGUAACAAGAGCUAAUCCUCCUCCGCCGCCAAAGGUUAAAGAAGACAAGAAGGAAGGUUAUGAUUAUCCAGUCCCAGAGGUUCGCUUGAAUAUUCCAAAACCAACGCCAAAGGCUCCUGUUCCAACUUACAUUCCCCCUGUAACAACAAAAGCAACGACAACUACGCCUAAACCAACUCCAAAGAAGAUUGAAAGCACAUAUCUUCCUCCAACAACUGCCGCACCUGUAACAACAAAGAAGCCUGCUCCUCCCCCUGCAGUUGUAAGAAAAACUGAGGUUGAAAAACCAAAGCCUACAUAUUUACCUCCUAAAGUAGAGACUCCAAAACCUACAACUAAAAAGCCCGUUCCUCCUUCUCCAGCAGUAAGAAAAGUUGAUGUUUCUAAACCAGUUUCUACUUAUCUCCCUCCUAAAAAAGUUGAACCAACAAAACCCGUAACAACUAAAAGACCUGCUCCUCCUCCAGCUGUUAGAAAAGCUGUUGAAAAACCAAAGCCUACAUAUUUACCUCCUAAAGUUGAGACCCCAAAACCUACAACUAAAAAGCCCGUUCCUCCUACUCCAGCAGUAAGAAAGGUUGAUGUUUCUAAACCAGUUUCUACUUAUCUCCCUCCUAAAAAAGUUGAACCAACAAAACCCGUAACAACUAAAAAGCCAGCUCCUCCUCCUGCAGUUGUACGAAAAACUGAGGUUGAAAAACCAAAGCCUACAUAUUUACCUCCUAAAGUUGAGACCCCAAAACCUACAACUAAAAAGCCCGUUCCUCCUCCUUCUCCCGCUGUAAGAAAAACUGAGGUUAAAAAGCCUGAACCUACAUAUUUGCCCCCUAAAAAGGCUGAACCAACUAAACCCGUAACAACUAAAAGGCCUGCUCCUCCUCCAGCUGUUAGAAAAAAUGUAGAAAAACCAAAGCCUACAUAUUUACCUCCUAAAGUCGAAACACCAAAACCUACAACUAAAAAGCCCGUUCCUCCUUCUCCAGCAGUAAGAAAGGUUGAUAUUCCUAAACCAGUUUCUACUUAUCUCCCUCCUAAAAAAGUUGAACCAACAAAACCCGUAACAACUAAAAGGCCUGCUCCUCCUCCAGCUGUUAGAAAAGAUGUUGAAAAACCAAAGCCUACAUAUUUACCUCCUAAAGUCGAAACACCAAAACCUACAACUAAAAAGCCCGUUCCUCCUUCUCCAGCAGUAAGAAAGGUUGAUAUUCCUAAACCAGUUUCUACUUAUCUCCCUCCUAAAGAAACAACUACCCCAAAACCCACCACGCCCAAGCCAACAACGCCCAAACCUGUUGCUAAAUCUGCAACUUUGACAAAAGACGGAUACGAAUAUCCCGUUCCCGAUAUUCCAUUUAACUUUUAA
Molecule: messenger RNA, 2277 nt
Organism: Culicoides brevitarsis
Lineage: Eukaryota; Metazoa; Arthropoda; Insecta; Diptera; Ceratopogonidae
Exons: 19
Coding region: 1-2277 (758 amino acids)
Source: RefSeq, a predicted model, not a curated record